Molecule: messenger RNA, 4099 nt
Organism: Paralichthys olivaceus (Japanese flounder)
Lineage: Eukaryota; Metazoa; Chordata; Actinopteri; Pleuronectiformes; Paralichthyidae
Source: RefSeq, a predicted model, not a curated record
UGUGAUUUAACUUGACUCGUAAAUGUGCGACUGAUCUUUUCCUACUCUGCAUGAUCCUCUCGUGCUCUGUUAUCGGACACGGAGACUUUGAUUUCCAAAGCGUGAUGCGACUCAGGCUUUGCUGCCGACCUUCCUCCAGCUUCUUUGCUCUUCAGCUUCUGCUUCAAUACCUGAAGUCGCUGUUUGCAAAGUGACACAACACAACACUUUGAUUUUGUUGCUCUUCUCAUGCCAUUUGCUUUCCAUCGGAGCGACAUUAGAAAACCUGAUCAACCACGUUGCGGUUGAUCACCUCUCUGCCCUCGUGUAUUGCCAGCUACAUUGCAAAUGCAGAUAUCACUGUGUGAACUGUCAAGCAUCGUAGAUUUGAGUGUAUUCUUUGUAUUUGUAUGUGGAUCCUGCUGGAAUACUGUGUCUCUGAGAAUGCCCACGUGUUCGGGUACUUCAUGGAUCAGUCUAUUUUACGGCUGUUGUGUAUCUGUCACUUUGAGUUUUGAUGUUGUUUUCAUUUCAUCCCGAGGCGAAGGAUAAUCCUGUUUUCCUAUUGUUACUAAGAUCACUUCUAAUCCACACUCAUUGGACAUGUCUCAUCUUUAUCUAUUAAUGAUUCACUAUGAGUCCCCUUUAUAAAUUCACUUCACUAACUGCGAAAACUAAAAGUAUUUCCCCUGUGUAUUGCAAUAGGAAUUCAAAACAUUUCUGUUCAUUUAUUUCUCGUCAUCUAACGUCAUGCAACUCAUCCCUUCAUUCCAGUUCUGCACGCUGUCGUAGGUGCUGUACUUCCCCCCCCGCGCUGUGUGUUUUGCCUGAUGGAGAGCUACUGUAUCUGUGUGCAGACGGCCUCCGCUUCUCUGUAUUGGCUUUUUGUGGAUGCUGCUAGCGAAAGCUUUUAGGUAGCGUGACUCGGAGAUGCACAGAGUUGUACAGUGUCCUUGAACUCGCAGCCCGGCCGGAAGAAGAGUGUCUCAGUCAGGUGUGUUGUGAGUCUGCGAUGAAAGAAGACGAACCGCAGGUGUCGCCGUUGCACGCGAAGCAGGUGGUUGUUGAGGAAGUGAGUCCUGAAGGAGAAGAAGUUGCCUCGAGCGAACCUCCUCCUCCGUCUGUGAAAGAUAAAGACGUGCCCUCGAUAGAAGUGGGAAGAAAAGAUGAAGUAGAAGAGUCCAAAGAGGUGAAAGAGUCAGAAGAGUCGUCGCCAAGCAAAGACAAACCACAGACAGCUGACUCGAUAAAUAAGGACCAAGAUGGAGGUGACAUCAUAUUGCAAGAGACACAAGUGACUGAUGUUCAAAACGUCCAAUCCAGUCCAGAACCGGGUGCAGAGUCCAAAAGCACAGCUGGGGUGUUGGAAGAACAGAAACCAGGAGCUGCCACUUACUUUGAGACGUCCUCAAAACUCCACGGAGACCAGUCACCGCAAACUCAGAGCUAUUACGAGCUCAGCACAGCGGCAGAGAUGGAAUUAAGAGAACCUGAAAAUGUGAUGCAAGAGGAGGAAGAGGAGGAGACAGUGAAGACGUCCAGCUGUAAAGUGUCUUUCGAGCAGAGAAGCCUCUCGUUGAACAUUAACAUCGGAUCCUCUGAGAAGAAGUCCAGCUCCUUCUCCGAGAGUUUGUGUCCAAUCAGCGGAAGUUUCGAUGAAUCCGACGUCCACCCUGCAACGCCGACCGUGGAGAGCCAUAACCACACGUGUCCUCCAGCUGUUUCCAUCACUGAAACAUCUGCUGGCGCACACGAGGAUGCUCCCGCCAAAGAAGAAGCGCCUCCAAGUCCUGACGAGCAAAUUUCCAGUUUCUGCCUCUCUGAGAUGUUGGACCUGGCGGGAGCGCUGCCUCAGCCGUCACUGGGGAGGAGAGAGGUCGACCACAUGAGGCGAAAGUCUGUGCCCACCAAUGUGUCGUCCCUCGUGGGCAGCUCUUUGGCUCGGCUCGCUUUGGGAGAUACGACCUCGAGAGCUGCGGGGAGGGAAAACCAGCUGGAGGAACUCGGCUACUGUGUAUUCAACGAGUACUCGGGGCCGUUGCCUUCUCCUGCAGACGUUCCAAGUCCUGGACACUCUCCGCACCAGAGUUUCCCUUCUGUGGAGAGCGAGGUCGAGGAAGAGCUGAGUGUUUACAAGGGAAUCCAACAACCGGAUCAAAAAGCUGUAACCGAGAAGAAGGAUUCACCAGUGAAGACGUCCCUGAUGCUGGAAAGAGCCGUGACGAGCGGAGUGAAACCCGAUCGCCUGAGAAUCCCAAUGAAUUCAUCAAAAGACAGGCUGAAUGAGUUUCGUUUGGAGAGCGGCCUGACUGGAGACCUUAAGAUCCAAGCCAUCCCUGAGGUUGAUGUAGAGAAAGACCCCUCUAGAGAGGCUUCCCCCAUCCCACCAGACAGUUCCUUCACUUUCACUCCUGUGGAUCCUCUGAGCAAAGUUCCAAAGACUCCAACCACCCCCGGAUCACCAGAAGAUGCACUGUCAGAAAGCCAAGACGCUAAAGAUGAAGCUGGGAAAGAAGUCAAAACGGAGAACGAGUUCAAAUCUGAGAGCAGAGAUGAUAAAAAGCCAGAGUUGGACAAAGACGUGACGCCAGCUGAGCAGAAAGAAUCCGAGCAAAUAAGUGAAGAAGCAAACAGAUCUUCAGUGUCCUCUUCAGGAGAGAGCACAGACAAGAAGAUUCAAGAAGAAACAGAAACGCAACAGAUCUCAAAAGCCCAAAUCCAGUCGCUGAUAACCACCACCAUCAUCGUCAUACCUCAAGCACAAGCAGAGGAAGAGGAUGAAGACGACAUAGAGAUCGCAGAAGAGCCUCAAGAGAUGAUGGAGGAAGCCGAAGAGCCCGUUCUUCCGAAGACGCAUGAAGCUGAAGACAGAAAGAAAGAGGAGGAGAUGGGAGGCGACCAGGUGGUGGAAGAAGAGUGGAGUCGUAGUGCAACACACUCGCCUCCUUGCUCCGACCAGGGUGGAGGCAGAGACGAUGGGACGGGGGAGGAAAAAGGAGCAGAAAUAAACCGAGAAGAAGGGAGGAAACAGGACGAGGAGGAAGAGAAGAGGGUGGAUGAAGGGGAGGAGAAAGACGUAGAGAUGGGUCAGGAGGUGGAGGAGAACGAUGAAACCACAUUGGAAGUGUCCAUCCUGGACACAGACAGUGGCUGGAUGGACUCACAAGAUGAGGACAAAAGUAUAAUGACUGAGCAAAUCGAAGCCCUUCCUCACACCCAGAGUUCCACGUGCACACCCGCGGCGGCGGUGGUGGUGGACAGACCCGCUAAACGGGCCCCUGGCAGAGGAAGGGGCCACGUUGGCACCGCUGAGAGCAAAGUGUCCCGCAAAGUGCUCCAUCCAAGAGAGGAGAUGAAGAAGAAAAAAGGCAUGAGGAGGGCUGAGCAGAAUAAGCUGUCAGUCCUCCAAAGUCGCUCUCCAUCUCGAAAGAGCGUAGCCAGAGCGGCGGCCAGACACCCUCGGCCCGCUCUGCUUCACGGCUCUGCUAGACGCAAGGCCUCAGGCAUGGAGAGCCACCAGCCCCUCAGUGUGGCCCACCAGUCCAGGGAGAGGACCACUGAGAGAGCGUACCGCAGCCCGGAGAAGAGGUCGUCCCUCCCCAGGCCGGCCAAGUCCCUGACACGCCACAUCCCCGCUGCGGAGCAGGAUGACAGCACCCCCUGCAGGCCAACCUCGAUCCAGUCCAGAGGGGACAGCAGGUCUGGAAGGGCCCCUUGUAUGGCAGGCACAGACUCUGCCCGUUCCCGGUCUGGCCGCAGCGGCGCCUCCACCCCCGGCUCCACCGCCGUCACACCCGGCACGCCCCCGAGCUACGCCUGCCGCACCCCGGGCUCACGCACCCCCGGCAGCCACACCCCCAAGUCCUUCAGCGUCCUCCAGGAGAAGAAGGUGGCGGUGAUCCGGACCCCGCCCAAGUCGCCGUCCUCCGCCCAGCGGCAGUUGAAGGUUCUCAACCAGCCGCUGCCGGACCUGAAGAAUGUCAAGUCCAAGAUCGGCUCCACCUCCAACCUCAAACAUCAGCCCAAAGGAGGACAGGUAACGGCACCGAGGUUUGGAAUCCAAGCAGAAUCUAAAAAAGCAACAAGUCAAAGUCUAACGGAGAGAAAUUUUAGAAUUUGA